Xenopus laevis (African clawed frog) is the source of this 2517-nucleotide messenger RNA. RefSeq names its product annexin A6 S homeolog (gene anxa6.S). Lineage: Eukaryota; Metazoa; Chordata; Amphibia; Anura; Pipidae. Gene Ontology annotation, cellular component: cytoplasm; plasma membrane; mitochondrion. The transcript has 26 exons. Gene Ontology annotation, molecular function: calcium-dependent phospholipid binding; calcium ion binding; phosphatidylserine binding. Bases 192 to 2216 code for a protein of 674 amino acids. Gene Ontology annotation, biological process: calcium ion transport; apoptotic signaling pathway; mitochondrial calcium ion homeostasis. The record is from RefSeq and is a predicted model, not a curated record.
CAGCUGCUGUGGUGGAGCAGCUGCUGUGGAGUAGGAGGGCAGUCUCUCCUUCUCUUCGUCUCACAGAGCUGCGACAAGCUGCCUGUAUAAGGAAUCUAACAAGCUCUCCUUCAGAUCACUCCCUGCGCCAGCCCUGCCUGCCACCUCACAAAAAAGUUUUUCUUGUAUUGGAGUCUACAUUCUGAAGCAUCAUGUCCUUCACGGGAGGCCGUUAUCGAGGAUCAGUAAAAGACUACCCAGACUUUGAUGCCAAUCAGGAUGCAGAAAUGCUUUACAAGGCAAUGAAAGGAUUUGGCAGUGAUAAAGAAGCCAUCUUGGAUCUUAUUACAUCCCGUAGCAACCACCAACGCAUCCAGAUUAUUCAGGCAUACAAAUCCCUGUAUGGAAAGGAUCUUAUUGAUGACCUUAAAUAUGAACUCACAGGCAAGUUUGAGAGGCUGAUUGUUGGACUGAUGCGCCCCCCUGCUUAUUUUGAUGCCAAGGAAAUCAAGGAUUCCCUGGCCGGUGUUGGCACUGAUGAGAAAUGUCUCAUUGAGAUCCUGGCAUCUCGGAGCAACCAACAGAUUCAUGCCCUGGUCGAAGCCUACAAAGAUGCAUAUGGCAGAGAUUUGGAGGCAGAUGUCAUCCAAGACACGAGUGGUCAUUUUAAGAAAAUGUUGAUUGUCCUGCUGCAGGGCACACGUGAAGAAGAUGAUGUGGUGAGUGAGGAUCUGGUAGAGGAAGACGCUCAGCACUUAUUUGAAGCUGGAGAACAGAAAUGGGGAACAGAUGAGGCUCAGUUCAUCUUUAUCUUGGGAAGCAGAAGCAAGCAACAUCUCCAUCUAGUAUUUGAUAAGUACCAGGAGAUAUCAGGAAAAACUAUAGAGGAAAGCAUAAAAGGGGAACUUUCGGGUGAUUUUCAAGAUCUGAUGCUGGCUGUGGUCAAAUGUAUUCGAAGCAUCAGGGAAUAUUUUGCGACUAGACUGUACAAAUCGAUGAAGGGAUUGGGUACUUCUGACAACACUCUUAUCCGGAUCAUGGUUUCAAGGAGUGAGAUUGACAUGCUGAACAUUAGGGAGUCUUUCCGGUCUAAGUAUCAGAAAUCUCUUUACUCCAUGAUCAAGAAUGAUACAUCAGGUGAAUAUAAGAAGGCCCUUCUGAAGCUCUGCGGGGGAGAUGAUGACGCCCCUGGAGAGUUUUUUCCAGAAGCAGCUCAGGCGGCCUAUCAGAACUGGGAGCUUAGCGCUGCCACUGCGAGACGUUUGGAGCUGAAAGGAACAGUGCAGCCUGCUGAGAACUUCCAUGCAGACAACGAUGGCAAAGCCCUGCGGAAGGCAAUGAAAGGAUUUGGUACCGAUGAAGAUACCAUCAUUGAUAUCGUUACUAAACGCAGUAAUGCUCAGCGCCAAGAAAUCCUCAAGGCAUUCAAGUCCCACUUUGGCAGGGAUCUGAUGGCAGACCUGAAGUCGGAACUGUCUGGCACCUUAGCCAAAGUGAUCCUUGGUCUCAUGAUGACACCUGCCCAGUUUGAUGCCAAACAACUGAACAAGGCCAUUGCGGGGGCUGGCACGGAUGAAAAAGUCUUAAUUGAAAUCUUGGCCACUAGAACCAAUGAGGAGAUCCAGGCCAUCAAUGCAGUUUAUCAAGCAGCCUAUCGCAAGUCUUUGGAAGAUGCUAUUAGCUCAGACACAUCUGGACAUUUCAAGAGGAUAUUGGUAUCUUUGGCACUGGGUAACCGGGACGAGGCUGGUGAGGACCUGGAUAAAGCAGUGGAGGAUGCAAAAGUCCUUGCUUCAGUUCUGGAGAUCUCAGACUCUGGAUCUGGUGAUUCAAGCUCACUCGAGACGAAGUUCAUGACCAUCCUGUGCACUCGGAGCUACCCACAUUUGCGAAUAGUUUUCCAGGAGUUUAUCAAACAGACAAAUCAUGAUGUGGAACAUAUCAUUAAGAAAGCGAUGUCUGGAGACGUAAAGGAUGUAUUUGUGGCCAUUGUACGUAGUGUGAAGAACAAACCAGCCUUCUUCGCAGAGAGACUCUACAAAGGAAUGAAGGGGGCAGGAACAGAUGAGAGAACCCUCACAAGGAUUCUGGUAUCCAGGAGUGAAAUUGACCUUCUGAAUAUCCGGCAUGAGUUUAAAACUCUGUAUGAGAAAUCACUACACCACUGUAUUGAGGGUGAAACAUCUGGCGAUUACCGUAAAACCCUGCUGUCCCUUUGUGGCGGCGACGACGACUAAACCAAAGAAACCCACUGCAUCUGAUUCCUGUUUGUGGCCCUCUGGGGCCCAUGCACCAAAUGUCUUUGUGUUAGCUAACUGAAGAAUGCUAUGCUCAAAGUGACAAGGAGAGCAUACCAAUGAAAUUCACAGAAUGGGACUGGGUGGGAGGGAAGGGAGAGGCUGUGUUUAAAGGAUUAUCACUUUCAUUGGGGUCAAAGAGAAGAGCUGUUACUACUGUUUUCCUUAAACCAAAGAAUUUCCCAGAUAUCCUAAACACAUGGGUAUGUAACCUAAGAGAAGUAAAGUUUCUUAAAGAACA